Molecule: messenger RNA, 948 nt
Organism: Gracilinanus agilis (Agile Gracile Mouse Opossum)
Lineage: Eukaryota; Metazoa; Chordata; Mammalia; Didelphimorphia; Didelphidae
Product: transformer-2 protein homolog beta-like
Exons: 2
Coding region: 1-948 (315 amino acids)
Biological process (GO): positive regulation of mRNA splicing, via spliceosome
Cellular component (GO): spliceosomal complex
Molecular function (GO): RNA binding
Source: RefSeq, a predicted model, not a curated record
AUGGAAUCUAAUCUUGUGAUUGGUGACGGCAGUGGUCAAGCCUGUGGCUCCCUGAGUGUCUGUGGUGAGCCGCGCUACAAGGAGCGGGAAUCGCGCUCUAUCUCUAGAAGUGGAAGUGGACGGAGAUCUCAAAAAUCCGCAAUCUCUAUCCAUUUAAGAUCUCGUUCCAAGGAACAGUCCAAACAUUCUAGAUCAAAGUCACGAUCCCGCUUUCGAUCUCGAACCAGAUCCCGCUUUCGAUCCCGAACCAGAUCCCGCUUUCGAUCCCGAACCAGAUCCCGCUCCCGCUGCUGCCGAAGACGCUCCCGUAGCAGGUCUUACAGCCGUGAUUUUCGGGAUUACCGCAGGUACUUUAGCCGCAGUCGUUCUCCAAUGGCUCCCCGUAGGCGCCAUUUCGAUAAUCGGUCCCAUCCUGAUCCCAACUGUUGUCUCGGUGUAUUUGGACUGAGUCUUUACACCACGGAAAAGGAUUUAAGAGACAUAUUCGCCAAAUAUGGCCCAAUUUCGAAUGUGGCCAUUGUGUAUGACCAGCAGUCCAGGCGCUCCAGGGGGUUUGCUUUUGUGUAUUUUGAAAAUGUGGAUAAUGCCAAGGAAGCUAAAGAAGGUGCUGAUGGGAUGGAGGUUGAUGGGCGAAGGAUCAGGGUAGAUUUUUCUAUAACAAAAAGACCCCACACUCCCACACCUGGAGUCUACAUGGGAAGACCUACUUAUGGCAGACGAAGUGCUUUCUUUGAUCGAGGAGCAUAUGAACGUGUUAGUGACCGGGACUAUUACUAUAGACCCUAUAGAGGAGCAGCUGGAAUUUCCUCUCUAAUGGGAAGCAGAGGAGGAUGGAGAAGUGGCCCAGAGAGGGAUCUGAGCUACAGAAGGCGUUCACCAUCUCCUUAUUACAGCCGGAGAUACCGAUCCCGUUCCAGAUCUCGACCUUACUCUCCUCAUCACUUUUAA